Molecule: messenger RNA, 456 nt
Organism: Exophiala bonariae
Lineage: Eukaryota; Fungi; Ascomycota; Eurotiomycetes; Chaetothyriales; Herpotrichiellaceae
Exons: 2
Coding region: 1-456 (151 amino acids)
Source: RefSeq, a predicted model, not a curated record
AUGUCGCAACAACCAAUCAAUAUCAGCGAUGCUGAUCUGAGACUCCUUCUGGCUUGUCUGGCGGCCGCAGUGCAACCAGCGCUGGUGAUUGAUUACCAGCGGCUGCAGGCCAACAACUACCCUGGGGUGGAGGCAACGGCCUUGCAUGCGAGAGUUUCUCGCAUGGCGCGGCCGCUCGGCCUCACGAUUAGGGGAGAUGGGAGGGAGAGAGUGGGAGUGAAGAGGAAGAGGGGAGGGAAGGGGAAAGGGGCCAAGAAGGCCGGAGAGGAGAAGAGGGCGGUGGAAGAGGAAGAGGAGGACGAUGACGAUGACAAGAGAGAGGGCGGCGAUGAUGCCGAUCCCACCACCACCACCACCACCAAAAAGCCUCGCUUGGACGAGGACGAGGACGACGUGACGGGCGGCAGCGGUGCAGCUGCUGCAGCAGCAACAGCAACAGUUUCGGCUACUGCAUGA